AUGAAUAAUCUUACACCUCAAUUUCGGAAUCGUCCUAACAAACUCGACAACGGAUCUAUGCAUUUUUUCAAACACCCAAAGAAAUCAGAUUCAAACCCUAGAGCGAGGUCCAAUUCUAACCAAAUUCGAUCCCCAACCUUACCCAAAGAAGCAGUUUUCAGCAACCGUAAAACUAAAAGGCUAACUUUAAACCCCAGAAUAAAAAAUUAUUCCAAACAAAGCACCCCAAAAGAGCUUUCAGACAGUGAAAGCGAAAUUACUUCUAAAUUUAUGAGCAGCCAGGCUAGAUCCCCUAUUUCUCUACCAGAAAAUUCCCGUACUCAUAUUUUAACUCAACAAAUAAAAGAAAGUCUAGCAGAACUCAGAGAAGAAGCUGACAAUUAUAUGAAUAGCAGCCAAAAAGCCUUUAGUGAGUUUUCACAUUUUUCAAAACAAAUUGAUACAAAGAUAAGUAAAUCAGGGAUGGACCUUUGUGACACUUCUCCGAAUGAGUAUCAUUUGCUUGAACAAUUGAAAGCGAUUAAUGAUGAUAUACAAGUAAUGCAAACAAGGCUAUCAGAAAAUGAGCUUAAACUUUAUGCGAAAAGACAAGAAAAUAGUAAAUUGAAAGAGUUAUUAGGAAAUUUAAUACAGAACAUGAAUGAAAGAAAAGCCACAUCUUUAGAAAAAGAUAUAAUAUAUUGGAUAUUUUUUUAGAAUUUUCAUAUAAACUAUUAUUUUGGCAUUAAAAGAUGAUUAAUUAGCCUUUUAAAUUAAAAUUUAAGAUAGAGGUUGGUGAGAUAAAUAUGAAUGGUUUAUAGCAAAACAAUAAAUUGUACUGCGAAAUGCGAAAUCAUGUAA
Molecule: messenger RNA, 840 nt
Organism: Blepharisma stoltei
Lineage: Eukaryota; Ciliophora; Heterotrichea; Heterotrichida; Blepharismidae
Source: the annotation of a GenBank genome assembly